UGACUGUUCAGCCAAGAGCUGGAGCUUUCAACCCCAAAUCAAGAAAACAGGGCAGGACACUGCACCCUUCUGCAGGACCCACUAUUCCAAGCAACAUUUCACCAAUUUAGAUCAACAGUAGCAAUGAAGACAACACUGGCAACUCUGUCUCUGUGCCUGGUCAUGGCCACAGGUUUCCCUCUGGAGAGGAAAGGGGGCUCACCCUCCAGCCAUGCAGCCAAGGAGAAGCGUGUACAGUACGCAGCGUGGGACGACGUAAAUGUCAUCGCCCAUGGCCUGCUGCAGCUGGGACAGGGGCUGAAGGAGCACGUGGACAAGACCAAAGUCCAGAUGAGGGACAUUUCCAGCAAGCUGAAGGUCUUCAAUCGCACCGUGACAGAGCUGGGGAAGGAAAGCCAGAAACUGCGUGUGGAGGGUGAGGUCCUGAAGGCUCGAGCCCAGGGGCUGGAGGACAGAGAGGGGCAGCUUCUGAACCUCACGGCCGAGCUGAGGGAAAAGGCUGAGGAGAUGCAGCACGAGAGGAGGUCGAUGGGUGAGAGGAUGAGCCGGCUGGAGGAGAAGGUGGACAGCAUGUUGCAGGGAGAUGCGGUGCUGUCUGAGACAAACCCUGGGGCCAAGAACAACAGUGAUGCUCGCAACAUCCAGUUGAUGCUGGAAGGUCAGAACAAACGCAUUGAUGAUCUGAUGGACCGGAUCCGACUCCAACAGGAGAAGCUCGACAAGCAGAAUGUGCGCAUCAGGACGCUACAAAGUCAGCUCCAGCAGUCACGACCGAGGCCAGUCAUGCGCAGCAGCAAAACUGACAGUUCAGUGGAGGAGCAACGCGACUCACCAAUCGAGAUGGCGUCUGACUGUCAUGAGCUCUUCCUGAGAGGAGAAACCAACAGUGGGGUCUACACAAUCCAACCCAUCAAUGCAGAGCCCUUUAAGGUCUUCUGUGAGAUGACAGCUGAUGGCGGGUGGACGGUGAUCCAAAGGCGCCAAGAUGGCUCAGUGGACUUUGACCAGCUAUGGCAAGCCUACGAGAAAGGCUUUGGCAGCCUUAAUGGAGAGUUCUGGUUGGGUCUAGAAAAGAUGCACUCCAUUGCUAAGGAUGGAGGCUACACCCUGAACAUCAAGCUUUCUGACUGGAGUGGUGAUGUGGCAUCCGUACGCCUCCCCUUCAAAUUAGCCGGAGAGGAAACAAAGUACUCGCUCCAGAUUCAGGAGACCAGCACUUUUAGCCCAUUGGAGAGUUCACUGGGGACCGACGCCACCUCCGGCCUGCCUUUUUCAACCCGUGACCAAGAUAACGACCAGAAAAAUGACAUCAACUGUGCCAAGCACCUCUCUGGUGGCUGGUGGUUCAGUAACUGCGGUCGCUCUAACCUAAAUGGAAGAUACUUCCAGAGCCCUCCACCCAAGCAGCGACACCAAAGGAAGCAAAGCAUCUUCUGGAAGACUUGGAGGGGGCGCUACUACCCUCUGAAGUCCAGCGUUAUGAUGAUCGCCCCCGCCGCAAUCGACAACAAGUCUUAAAGAAUAUAAAGAGACAGAAAGAAAGGGUUGAGACCAAGAGAGAGGGGGAGAAAGAAGUAGAUUUUGGACUAUUCUUUCUUUUCUUGGUUCUUAGUUGAUGAGGUAGAGAUUUUCAUUUUCCCUGGUCAUCUCCCUUCGACCUCAUACCAGAGCCAAAGCCCUCAAAAUGGAACUCAUAUGAAUGAGAUCCUGGUAUUCAUAGCUCUGUUACUCUGAGAGACAAGCAGAUUCCUUCCCUGCACGUACAGACACAGAUGGAAAAAGAGACAAAAUAUGCAGUGGAAACAUGUAUACACGAUGUACUAUCGAGUUGAUUCCUUCUGUAGCAUGAAGCAGGGCCCAAUAGUCAGGAGAGCGUCACGGGGCAAAUCCCAGCAUGUUCAACAUCCUGUAAGCCACAACAUGUCGACACUCAUCACAAGACAUUUGAUGUAUGGGCUGUUAGGUUUUAAUGUGGUUUUGUAGCAAAAAGAGAGCACUCGCAUCCAAAAACAGCUCUUGGUUGUGGGGCGCAGAUGGCCUAGUAGUUAGGUUGAACCCUGCGUACGGAGGCUAUAGUCCUCCAAGCGGUCGGCUCGGGUUUGAUUUUGGCCUGUGGCUCCUUUCCCGCAUGUCCUCCACUCCACUCCACUGUUCUCUACAAUUAAAGCAAAAAGCCACAAAAAAAUCUUAAAAAAAAAAAAGAAAAAGAAUAGCUCUUGGGAGGAAGCAUGUAGGAGUGACAUUAAGGCAGAUUAAGCAAGCUUUUAAACCCAAUGGUGUGGACCAAAUGGCAAUUUAAUUUAAACAAAGAGUAAUUUUCAUGUUAAGAUUAGUGUUCAAAGGCAUUAUGUAAAGUUAUAAAUCACUGUUAAGUAGGAUUACGAUGGAGAAACUGUGUUAAGACUUGUGUUAGAAAAAUAGUUUACAGGGCACUUUUGUUCACAAUGAUUUCUGACAACGACUUCCAAUAGUAUUCAGCUUUUUCUUCACUUUCUUUAAAUUUAAGAGGAGAUUUUGACGAUGUUAAGUCACAUUGACUUUCUUUAAGAUGCGAGUUAUGUUAUGUAUAUAGUGUAUGACGGACUGUCAUCUGUCUUUUCUGAAAUAUAACUGUUGUGACAUUUUCUGUCAUCUUUGGGACAUGAGACUUUGUUCUUGUAGACGUUCCCUUUCUUAUUUAAAAGCUGUAAAGAAUCAACAUAUAUAUAUAUAUAUAUAUUUCUGGUGCUCACUGUUUGUAAUUUAUAUGGUCUUUUCGUUCUGAUGUAAAACUGUUUUAUAUGAGAGAAUAACCAUUUUUGGCCACAAUGAGCCAAUAAAAUUGAUUUAAAAUAA
Messenger RNA from Labrus mixtus (cuckoo wrasse), 2835 nucleotides. RefSeq names its product angiopoietin-like 4 (gene angptl4). The coding region runs from base 124 to 1518 and encodes 464 amino acids. The record is from RefSeq and is a predicted model, not a curated record. The transcript has 7 exons. Gene Ontology annotation, molecular function: enzyme inhibitor activity. Lineage: Eukaryota; Metazoa; Chordata; Actinopteri; Labriformes; Labridae. Gene Ontology annotation, biological process: triglyceride homeostasis.